AUGCUCAGACAAGUUAAACCUCGCAAUGCGCGCUCAAAGCGAGCCCUCGAGAAGCGCGAACCAAAGGCAAACGAGAAUCCCAAGACGUGCCUCUUCCUCCGCGGGACAACAUGCUCUCAGAUAAUCCAGGAUGCUCUCAAUGACCUUCAUCAGAUGCGCCAACCUCUCGCUAAGAAGUUCACCAAGAAGAACGCCAUCCAUCCCUUUGACGACGCCGCCUCGCUCGAGUUUUUCUCCGAAAAGAACGACGCCAGUCUCCUCGUUUUUGGUAGCAGCCAGAAGAAGCGUCCUCACACCUUGACCUUUGUUCGCACCUUUGGUUACAAGGUCCUUGACAUGCUUGAGCUGUACCUCGACCCAGAGAGCUUCCGUGCUAUUGCUCAGUUCAAGACGAAGAAAUUCGCCAUUGGCCUGCGGCCUAUGAUCCUGUUCGCUGGUACUGCUUUCGAGAGUCCUGUCAGCAACGAGUUUACCCUUGCGAAGAGUGUGCUCCUUGAUUUCUUCAAGGGCGAGCCCAGUGACAAGAUUGACGUCGAGGGUCUCCAGUACAUCAUCUCCAUCAGCGCAGAGGAUAGCACUGGCGACGGCGAUGUUAAGCCCGCCAUCCACUUGCGAGUCUACACUAUCAGCACCAAGCGAUCCGGUCAGCGUCUCCCCCGUGUCGAGGUUGAGGAGAUUGGUCCUCGCAUGGAUUUCCGUGUCGGCCGAGUCAGGGAGCCCGAUGAGUCGAUGCUCAAGGAGGCCUUGAAGAAGCCUCGCGGCAUCGAGGAGCGCACCAAGAAGAACAUCACAACUGACUCUAUGGGUGACAAGAUUGGCCGCGUGCAUCUGGGCAAGCAGGAUCUCAGCGAGCUGCAGCUCCGCAAGAUGAAGGGUCUGAAGCGAAGUCGAAAGGAUGCCGAAGAUGCGGUGGAUGUCGUUGAAGAGGAGGAGUCCAAGAGGAUAAAGCAAUAG
This is a messenger RNA of Fusarium subglutinans, 954 nucleotides long. Its product is annotated as valyl-tRNA synthetase. Gene Ontology annotation, molecular function: rRNA binding. The record is from RefSeq and is a predicted model, not a curated record. Lineage: Eukaryota; Fungi; Ascomycota; Sordariomycetes; Hypocreales; Nectriaceae. Gene Ontology annotation, biological process: maturation of LSU-rRNA from tricistronic rRNA transcript (SSU-rRNA, 5.8S rRNA, LSU-rRNA); ribosomal large subunit assembly. The coding region runs from base 1 to 954 and encodes 317 amino acids. Gene Ontology annotation, cellular component: nucleolus. The transcript is spliced from 2 exons.